GCUUCUUUUCACAGCAGCAACAGUUCGUCAGCCACAUCGGUAGCUUGCUAGACAUAAUAGACGAACCAAUAAAGCUCUUUAGACGCUUUAGUGUAUAUUAACCACCGCAUUUUAAACCCACUUCUGUCGUCUAGUUAGUUAUCCGUUUUAAUUUCAUAUUUACGGUAUUGUUUUUAUUCAUCUAUCGGGCUGGUUAAGUUAGCAUUAGCCUAGCUAGCUAACAUCUCCAACCAUGAGGUCACUAAACUACUCUCUUGUUAAUGAAGAGGAGGGCUGCUGGACGGAGAAAGAAGCUCUGGUGAAAGAGGAGGAGGGUAUCACAGUAAAACAAGAAUUGGAGGGUGAGGCCGUUACUGUAAAACAAGAAGUAGAGGGUGAGGCUGUUACAGUGAAAAAAGAAGAGAAAGACGUUUCAGUGAAAGAAGAGGAAGACGCGUUCAGAGUUAAAGAGGAAGGGGAUUUUACAGUAAAAGAAGAGGAGGAGGAUGCAGCUUUUGGGGUGAAAGAGGAGGAGGGGGAGAUGACUGUCACAUCGAAAAAGGAGGAGGGGGAAACUGGAUAUCUGGGCCCGGUUUCCCAAACGCAUCUUAAGGCAUCCAAUGGUUCUACGGAUGAAUUUAGCCAUAAGAUGGUUUUGAGAGACCGUUCCCUGAUUAACACUAGAGAGAUACAGGACUAUCGUGGAUCCUCUGGGGAGCCUCAACAACCUCAUGAUGCUGAAGAGGCAGAGAAGAGUCCCUCCAGAUCAGAACACCUCAAGAAACGCCUGCAGAGACCCACAGAGAAGAGAACUCACCGCUGCUCUGACUGUGGGAAGAGAUUCACCUCCUCAGCAGGCAUUAAAAUUCAUCAGAGAACACACACAGGAGAGAAACCUUACAGCUGUGUUCAAUGUGGGAAGAGUUUUGCUGCAUCUAGCACUCUGACUCUACACCAGAGAACACACACAGGAGAGAAACCUUACAGCUGUGUUCAAUGUGGGAAGAGUUUUGGUCAAUCUGGCCAUCUGACUCAACACAGGAGAAUACACACAGGAGAGAAAUAUUAUAGCUGUGAUCAAUGUGGGAAGAGUUUUGGUCAAUUUGCAGAGCUGACAGUGCACCAGAGAACACACACAGGAGAGAAACCUUACAGCUGUGUUUUAUGUGGGAAGAGUUUUGGUCGAUCUUGCCAUCUGACUCAACACAAGAGAAUACACACAGGAGAGAAACCUUUUAGCUGUGAUCAAUGUGGGAAGCGUUUUGGUCACGCUGGAGAGCUGACAGUGCACCAGAGAACACACACAGGAGAGAAACCUUACAGCUGUGUUCAAUGUGGGAAGAGUUUUGGUCGAUCUUACCAUCUGACUCAACACCAGAGAACACACACAGGAGAGAAAUCUUAUAGCUGUGAUCAGUGUGACAAGAGAUACUCUGAUAAAAGAUAUCUGAUCAAACAUCAGAAAAUACAUACAUGAAGGAGUUGAAAUAAUGUCACAAUGUAGAAUGUUUUAACAAUGUAGAAGGAGUAUUUUAAUGAUGUCACAAUGUCGAAUGUUGUGUGUGGUUUUUGAGUUGUUAAUUUUAACAGGACAUGCAACCUCAUCUUCCUCCUCUCGCACAAUUGAUUUUAGCAUGAUAUCGAUGAGUUAUGACAUAAGUGUUGCGUUCCUUUGUUUAGCGACCCCUACAUUUUAAAUGCAUCACUCCAAAAUGUAGCUGACUGUCUUCUGCAGGUUGUCCUCUAACCAGUGAGCUUAAAGAUAUCUCCCAUUUCCAUGUGUUUUUUUAGUUGUUAGUUUCAACAGAAAGUACAACCUGAUUUCCCCCCUAAUCGAUAUCAGUGAUUUAUUGCUACUUGUCAAAACAACAGCGUUUUUGGUGCUUUUGUCCAUGGUGAGGACAACUUGGUUUCUGAUUGUCUCAAGGUUGGGCAGUCAAAAAGAUUUGUGUUUUGUGUUAAGCCAGUGCAUUCCAUGGAUCACAAAUAAUGUUGACUUUCCGUAUUAGAGAUGAGUUUUGUUUGGGCUCUUGAGUUUUAGGUAGGGAAAAAAUACACUUUUUUUUUCUUGUUUUUAAUUGUUGACAUCCAGUAGACACCAUGUUUAUAUUGUAGUUGAUUAUAAUGUGAAAUGGAAGUUGUUUUCUGUUGGUGGUGCGCAUUCUCUUAAGGUGUUACAGUCUUUGGUUUUUCCAUUUAUGUUUUGAGGUUGGACUUUAGCACGUCUAGCUCGUUAGCACGUAGGGAGAACUGAUUGGUGUCACCUCGUUAGUCAGUAUGUGUUACACCUGUGCUGGCUUGUCCAUGUCGUUAUGGUUGAAUAUUGCAUCCAAAUACCACAUGUUAGGUUUUCAAUUGAUCCCAAACUGUUUCUGCAUAUUGGUUAUUGAUUUGGACACGUUAAACUGUGUUUUGACAUUGGGCUAUCCCACCUAGCAAAAUGUCAUUGAAAAGACAUUGAAAAUAUGACUAUGCAACCAAAUAUUUCAUAUUUACAUUUCAUGUAACAUUUAGUAGUGAUAAUUAUUUAUGCAACCAACUGACAGUUUUUUGGUACAAUUAUAUUGACAUUGUUGCCCUGCUUUUAGAAUAUCAGGGUUAAUUCUCACAUGUGCCAAACCAAAUGUACUAGAGCAUGACAUUGGGGACUGGGCCCCAAUCCAGCAACAUGCCUAUCUAGUGAACCCUGAAAAGAGAGAGAAGCUCCACAGUGAGGUGGAAAGUUACUAUGAAUAUUGCAGGAGUUUCCUCUUGAAAUCAGACACGUCCGUGGUAAGGACAACUUGGUGGUUGAUUGUCUCAAGGGUGGGCAGUCAAAAUGUUUUGCGUUUAGCCAGUGCGUUGCCAUGGAUCACAGUUUAUUUUUACUGCACGUUUUUCCGUUUUGGAGAUGAGUUUUGUUUGGGCUCGUUCCAAGGGGACGAGAGUUCUAGAAGCUAGUGAGUUUUAGGAUUCUUUGUGGGAAUCUUACAAAUUAAUCUUGUUUUUAAUUGUUGUUAGACAGACACCAUGUUUAUAUUGGUGAAGGUGAAGCAUUGUAGUUGAUUAUAAUGUGAAAUGGAAGUUGUUUUCUGUUGGUGGUAAGCAUUCUCUUAAGGUGUUAGUCUUUGAUUUUUCCAUUUAUGUUUUGAGGUUGGACUUUAGCACGUAUAGCUCGUUAGCACGUAUAGCUCGUUAGCACGUAUAGCUCGUUAGCACGUAUAGCUCGUUAGCACGUAUAGCUCGUUAGCACGUAUAGCUCGUUAGCACGUAUAGCUCGUUAGCACUUAGGAGCACUGAUUGGUGUCACCUCGUUAGUCAGUAUGUGUUACACCUGUGCUGUCUUGUCCAUCUCGUUAGUGGGAAGGUGUUUCACCUGAGCUGGUCCAGGUUCUAUUUCAGAGUGUCUGGCCCAGUGCUCCAGUUAUCUUGAUAGAUGUGGAGAGUGAACACCUUUAGUUGAUCCACCUUUUUGGUUUGUUUCCUGUCUUUAAAUUUGGUGUGGGUUUUUCUUUUGUUUGCCUCUUCUUGGGCAGAUUUAGUGGGUCUCAUGGUUGGUGUCUUUUAGGUCCCAGUUGUUGUUACUAGUCACCUUUCAGUCGACACCCCCAUAGUGUCUUUGAGAACCCCUCCUAAAAAAUAAGCUUAUAUUUUGGGUUGGAUAUUGCAUCCAAUUAGUGUUUUAAUCAAUGGCAUUUCCUUAGAAUGCUCAUUGGUCUUUCAGUUAAUCUUCUGUUUUUUUUAUCCUGAUAUUUUUGUGCACUAAAUAUUUCUGUUUAUUUAAAUAGUUUUCUCCUGUGAAGUUCUUUUGUUUCCCUCCUGGGCAGAUUUAGUGGGUCUCAUGGUGGGUGUCUUUUAGGUCCUAGUUGUUGUUACUAGUCAAUUUUCAGUGGACACUCCCAUAGUGUCUUUCAGAGCCCCUCCUAAAACACCCCCAUAAUGUCUAUCAGAACCACUCCUAAAAAACAGCUUAUAUUUUGGGUUGGAUGUUGCAUCCUAUUAAUAUUUUAAUCAAUGGCAUUUCCUUUCAAUGCUCAUUACUCUUUCAGUUGUUCUUCUUCAGUUUUUUAUCCACUAAUGUUGUGUACUAAAUAUUUAUCUUAGUUUUUUCCUGUGAUGAUGUCAUUGUUUUGCAUCAUGUCUGAAAUGUGCUGUAUAAAUAAAGCUUGAUUUGAUUUGAA
This is a messenger RNA of Salvelinus fontinalis (brook trout), 4139 nucleotides long. Its product is annotated as zinc finger protein 501-like. The transcript is spliced from 2 exons. The coding region runs from base 233 to 1456 and encodes 407 amino acids. Gene Ontology annotation, cellular component: nucleus. Gene Ontology annotation, molecular function: RNA polymerase II cis-regulatory region sequence-specific DNA binding; DNA-binding transcription factor activity, RNA polymerase II-specific. Lineage: Eukaryota; Metazoa; Chordata; Actinopteri; Salmoniformes; Salmonidae. Gene Ontology annotation, biological process: central nervous system development; regulation of transcription by RNA polymerase II. The record is from RefSeq and is a predicted model, not a curated record.